UCAAUCGUUUUCAAAACAGGCGCGAAAAGAAUAUAUACAUACUUUAAAACACUACGUGGAUAUAUAUUAUGUAAAUGGAAAUAUUAUUAUUAUCGUCACUAUUAUUAUUAUUAUCAUCACACCAUGGAAACCAUAUUCAUAGUAGAAAAUUAUCCCCUGGAAUUAAUACUCACAUUUACUUAAUGUGGAAUGUUAGCAAGGCAUUUGGAUAGUUAUAAUAAUAAUAUUAAUAAUAGCAAAAUUACUCAGUAAUGAAUAUGAAAAGUACAAUGUCAGAGUACGGUAUACAGUCACCAGAAUCAGAGAAGACGACAGAUUCAAAUAAUAUUUCAGAAGCUGAAGACUAUGAAAGACUGGGAUAUAACUAUGGAUGGGCACGCAGUAGGAAAUUCUUAAAACAGUUGGUCAAGGAUAAUAUUGACCUAUCGUUAGUAGAAUACGAAAUUCUACGACAUUCGAAGAAUAAAAGGCCAAAGUCGUGGAGGCAGUGUUUUCUAGUGUGCCUUCGAAGUAAUAUCCUACAAAUAUUUAUGUCCAUAUUGGUACUACUUGAUGCAGGAAUUGUCAUCAGUGAAAUAGUUUUAGAAAUACAAUCACUUCAAACCUAUAAAAGUAAUUUCCGUUCCCAACUUGAAGAAUUUCGUCAUAUUGUAUGUACCUUAAUGUAUACUACUACACCAAAUAUUGAACUACCAUAUCAAUGUUAUUCUGAUGAACGUGGAUUAUAUUUUGAAAGAAAUAAUGCAAAAUUGAAAAAUGCCUCAAUGUACAAUAAAACUACCUAUACUACUACUACUACACAGAAUCAAACUUUUUCUAAUGAACAAGUAAAUCGUGUAAAAAUAUUUACAGAAGAAUCAAAUUAUACUAAUCCAAGUCCACGGAUAGAAAUGACGGAUCAUCAUCAUUCUAAACUUGCUAGUCAACUUGAGAAAGAUGAUGUAUUACUCAUGGAUAUAUGUAGUUUCUUAUCACAUUGGAAUAAAAUAUAUGGGUCGUCUAUAAAGUGUAUUUUAAAUCCUGAAGAAAAGCACACUACGGAAUUGUUUUCGCAUUCAAGCAUCGCAAAUCCUUCAGACAUUGCUACAAUAACAAAUGCUCAUUCGGAAGAACAUUCAGUAGAUUUUAACAACCAUAGACAAAGAAAUUUCCGCUCAAAACGUCCAUCUACAAUUUCCCCUGUAAAUAAUAUCCCUAAUCUUCAUGAAGAUGUAUCUAUCAAUGAAUUAUUACCAUAUUUCAGUGGUGUACACUCUGAAGAAUUUUGUGGAGAUUCACAAAUGAAAACACAUCAGAUUGGAGCAAGAGCACUGCAUGAAGCCUCUGAAAUUUUGCAUUAUUUAAGUAUUGCAAUCACAGCCUUAUUCUUUUUAUGCGUAUUAUUAAAAUUAGUUUGCCUUGGCAAAGAAUUUUUUCGAGAUACAAAUGAAUAUUUUGAUGGAGCGAUUAUAGUAGCAUCACUUGCCUCCGAUGUAUUAUAUGUCCGUUAUGUAUCUGAAACUGCAGCUGCAAUGGUUGUACUUCUAUUGUGGAGAAUUAUACGAAUAAUAAAUGCUCUAAUGAUGCAUAAAAAGCAACAGUAUGAAUUUCGGAUAGCAAUGCAAAAACGAUCAAGAAGAGUGAUGGGUAGAAAAAUGGAAGUUAUACGCACAGAAAAAGAAAUGCAAGAUAAACAUAUCUUAGCCUUAGAAAACUUGCUCAAAGAAAUGGGAGUUUCACAUGAUGCAAUACGCAAAUGUAAACCCUUGUAUAAAAAAUGUACAAAAGAACAAACAAACAAUGCUUUGAAAUCGAUUGCAGCUUUAACAACAGGAUUUAUGGGUGGUCUUGUCGGUGCGCCAUCACAUGUACAAGGUGUUAUAUCAAGAUAUAGUAAAAGUAAAUUUUCUAGUACACAAAAUUUUGCACAAUCAACAUUUUCACAGUCUGAAUCCCUCAGUGUUUUAUCUAAAUAUCAACGUGAAUCAGUGCCAAGAUUAGUACAUAUUCAAGUUCCUGGUAGUAAAUGUUUAAAAGAUCAUCAAAUAUGCAAUAAUUAUGGUACAAAUUAUCCCUUCAAUGAAAGUGAUCAGGUAACACAUGAAAUUAAAAAUUAUCGUUCAGCACAAUCAACCUGUGAAGACAGUGUAGCAUUUGAUGAAUUAUUAAAAAGGCCACGUGCAUUAAGUUUAAAUCCCCAAGAACAUUGGAGUUCACUUCAGGAUAAACAAUUUCGUUCUUUAUUAUUACAAAGUGAAUCGACAACAAAAUUAACAAAAAGUUCAAAUACUCUAAAAUAUCCUAAUGAUGAUGAUGCUAUGAUGUGUGAUAAAACAGAAAAGUCAUCACCGUCAAUAUUUUUAAGACAUACAUCAAAUGAGACAUUAAAUGAAACAUUAUCAGUUAAUUAUUUUACUAGAAGUACAAAAGGUCAUUAUUUUUUAAAAACAUUGCCAAAUUUAUUUAAAAAAGCCUUACAUAUAAAUAAGCAUAAAACAAAUAUUUUAACUGAAGAAGAAGGUGAAACCAUUGAACAAGAAAGUUAUGAAAAAAGUGGGCGAAAAGAAGAUGAGAAUGAGAAUGAACGUUAUUCAUUGCAUGAAUUAGAACAAUCCAAUAGAAUAAUAACCAGUUCAUAUCCACAUUCACAGACAACAUCAACUGUUCAAGAAGUUUUAGAAAUGGAUGAAACAAUCCCUAUGAUUCAUUUAAGUGAAUCGAAUGGAUUUACAAAUUCGACAACAGAUAUUAUUUAUAUGAAGGAUAAUAAACUCGGCAGGAAUACUAACGGGGAUUAUUGGAUUCAACCAGAUGUUAUUAAGGGAAUGAAUUCGAAUUUGUCCUCUGAGCAUACACCAAAUAAUCAUAAUGUUAAUAAUAAUAACAGUGUGAAUAAACAGUCCACAAAAUCUCUUAAUACAAAAAGUAAUGAAUUAUGCACGAAUAGAAAAGAAUCUGAUGAACAGAUAUGGAUACUUCAACCUGGUUAUAUUUGGUGUCAGUCUGAAAACCAGGCAAAGUUAACUGUGAAGAAAGAGAAACAUCUUGCAUCAAAGCCUCCUCCAAAAGUGAAAUCUCCAAUGACGAAAAUUAAACAGGUACUUUUCCGUAGUAAAUCGCUAAAGAACAGUACAAAGACAGGGUCAUCGAAAAAUACGCAUAUUCAAACUUCUAAUUAAGUCUGCCUUUUUACACCACCCCCCCCCUCACCCAGCCCCAACAGACCCAACUCGAUUUCAAUGACAGAUGAAUUCAACUCAACAGGAAUCCACUUCAUCACUUCAUAUUACUCUUUCAUGUUUUGUUUGUUUUUGUAUGUUUUUGGUUUCUUUUUCGGGGUUGGGGGGAUUUUAUUUUUGAGUUUUCUUGUUUCCUUUUGUUAUGAGAAGAAAAAAAUACCUAAUACAACAACUAUUUUUUAGUUUUCACAUACAGUCUAUACAGUAUAAUUAUUAGUAUUGUGUGCAGACAGACAGAGAGUUGUAGAUGAACGGAAAUGAAAAUACCAACGAAAAAAAUCAGACGUUUUUAAACAUUUUACAGUUUCACAGGAAGAAAAAUGUAUAUUUCUGCCAACAAAUACGACUACAGCUAAUAUCAAUAAUAAUAAUAAUAAUAGUAACAAUAGUAGUAACAAUACUAGCAAUAAUACAAUUACAAAUACUAUUUUUGCAAUAACUUUACAUACACUUCAAGUAUUAUGUGAAAUGUAAUGCAGUCUUAGUGUAAAUUGUGGUCUCAUGCGACAUAGCCAUAUUGGCUAAGCAAACCGAACUUCAUUCAGUUUUAUUGAAGAUGAGUCAGUAUUUUGAGCAUGUAAUAACUAUGGCGUAAGGAUGUACACAGAUAGUUUUGUGCAUAGUCCAUUUGAAAGUUGAUCACAUUAAGCAAACAACCCCCCCCAACGUCUGUCUGAUUGGCUGUGAAUACCAUAGUUUCUUUUCUCAUUGUACUUAGGUCGCCUUAUGUAAACAAUUAUCCGAAAAGAAAAGACAAAAACAAUUACAUAUUUUAGACUAAUCUAAUACAAAGAAUACUGCUAUUAUUAUUA
Molecule: messenger RNA, 4030 nt
Organism: Trichobilharzia szidati
Lineage: Eukaryota; Metazoa; Platyhelminthes; Trematoda; Strigeidida; Schistosomatidae
Source: the annotation of a GenBank genome assembly